Molecule: messenger RNA, 4241 nt
Organism: Mugil cephalus (flathead mullet)
Lineage: Eukaryota; Metazoa; Chordata; Actinopteri; Mugiliformes; Mugilidae
Product: cyclin-dependent kinase 5 activator 1-like
Exons: 3
Coding region: 730-1737 (335 amino acids)
Biological process (GO): activation of protein kinase activity; positive regulation of cyclin-dependent protein serine/threonine kinase activity; brain development
Cellular component (GO): protein kinase 5 complex; cytoplasm
Molecular function (GO): protein kinase binding; cyclin-dependent protein serine/threonine kinase activator activity
Source: RefSeq, a predicted model, not a curated record
UCUCUCUUUCUGGCAGGUUUGCAUAGCUGAGGGAAUAAGCUGCUCUAUUUUUGGAUUUCAUAGUGGCCAUUUUCCUCCCGUCUCGCUUUUUUUUUUUGUUUUUGUUUUUAGUUUUUUUUUUUAGUUUUUGCUUUUUUUGUUUUGUUUUUCUGAGCGUCGAUUUCGGGUUUUCAGACUUUAAUACGCGUUGCCAUGUUUAUGUCUGAGGGAGCUUCGUCCGAGCUGCUGUGAGCAUCCACAGAUCGUCGCCUCUCAAUGGAAGACAUCUUUCCCCUGGCUGCGAGCGAAGGAGCGAAGCGAAUAUUUUUGCGUCAGUGUUCCCGUCACAGACGAGCGAGGGACCCUGUUUUAAUGAAGAUUUGAUUAAAAAAAAAAAAAAGAAGAAGAAGAAGGGGGGAAAAGGGGGAAGAGAGGAGACAUUUAUUACCAGGGACCGAGCAGUUUUCACGCCCUGGACCCUGGGCUGCUCUCGUCUAGCGGCGUGGAUACCCGUUUCAGAUAUUUAUUUAUUUGUUUAUUCCUUUUUUUUGGGCCACAUUUGCCAAGCAGCAGAGUGGUGGGGGGUCAAGGUGUGAUACAUGGAUUUCACAAGAAGAGUCCAUUGAUUAAAGGUUCAAGUGAGACACUUUGACCCCCUUAAGGCUCUUUGUUUAGACCAAUCAAAGAGCUCUCCCCCCCUCUUCCCAAUACUUCCCAGCGCCCCUCCGCUGCUAACCCCCACCAGGCAUCAUGGGUACGGUGCUCUCGCUGUCCCCCAGCUACCGCAAGGCGGCCCUGUUCGAGGACGGCCCGGCCACCGUGGGCCACUACACGGCCGUCCAGAACAGCAAGAACGCCAAGGAUGCGGCGGCAGCCGCCGCCAAGUCCCUCAAACGCCCGUCCAUCAUCAGCGUGCUGCCGUGGAAGCGGAUCGUGGCCGUGUCGGCGAAGAGGAAGGGCUCCAAGAAGCUGCAGUCGGAAGCCGGGGAUGGCGGGAAGGGCAGCUCCCCGGACGGCAACGCGGCCGCCACGGCCAACUCGGCCUCCAACAGCCUGAAGCUGAAGAAGUCCCAGUCCUGCGCCAACCUCGCGUCCUACUCCUCCGGCCAGGACCCCUCAGCCACCAGCACCACUACCUCCUCCCACCUGCCCACCUCCAAGACCCUGGCCAACGUAGCUACCGUCGUUGCCAAAAAGAAUUCCCUCACAGGCUCCGGAGUCCAAGCCUCCACCGCCGCUGGCACGCCGAAGCGCGUCAUCGUCCAGGCUUCCACUAGCGAGCUGAUGCGCAGCCUGGGCGAGUUCCUGUGCCGCCGCUGCUACCGACUGAAGCGCCUCUCCCCGACGGACCCGGUGCUGUGGCUGCGCAGCGUGGACCGCUCCCUCCUGCUCCAGGGCUGGCAGGACCAGGGCUUCAUCACUCCAGCCAACGUGGUCUUCCUCUACAUGCUGUGCCGCGACGUGGUCUCGGCCGAGGUGGCCUCGGAGCGCGAGCUGCAGGCCUCGCUGCUCACCUGCCUCUACCUGUCCUACUCGUACAUGGGCAACGAGAUCUCCUACCCGCUCAAGCCCUUCCUGGUGGAGGCCGAGAAGGAGGCCUUCUGGGACCGCUGCCUGGAGAUCAUCAACCGGAUGAGCGGCAAAAUGCUGCAGAUCAACACCGACCCGCACUUCUUCACCCAGGUGUUUGCCGACCUGAAGAACGAGAGCAAGAAAGAGGAGGAGAAGACCAAGCUCCUCAUAGGCCUUGACCGAUAAGCGGGAGCUGGGAGCGGGGGGUGGGGGGCGGGGAGGAAGGAAGGAAGGAAGGAAGGAUGGGUAGGGAACAGGUUGAGGACAGGAAUGUGAUGCAGUGUAGCGCCACCUUGGAGAGGUGCUGUUGUCUGGCGUCUCUGCAGAUUUACGGCCGACCAAAUUUCCCGCUUUGUAUCCGAAGAGGAAGGUUUUUAAACUGGGCAGUUGAGUUAAUGAGGCGUGUGAGCGUCAACAGGCUUCCAGGCGGCGAGCGAUCUGUAGCGACCGACGGCGCCACAGCAAAGCAGAUAAAAUCGAGGUUCUUCCCGCAUCGUUUGACGAGCUACUCGCUGCCAUUCCAAAAUCCCCGGGGGGGAUGUCGAGCUUUAGAAGCCGGAGAUACGUUCAACGUAGCUGACGACACCUACAAGGAAAGCGAUGUUUCCUCUAAGGCCUGGUCGGCUCGGUCCCCAGCGCGACACGAGAUAGUGGUAUCCAGAGACGUGCAUCAGUCUGACCUGCACCUUGUUUUAUCCAGAGAAGUGAUCUGACAUCUGCUCUGACAUUUGUCUUUAUCGUGCUUUGGUAAAAAAAAAUAAAAAUGUCAGAGACGCCAGACAACAAACACAAACACACACACACACACACAUCUAUAUAUAUAUAUAUAUAUUUAUAUAUUUAGCAUUCAUUCUCAUACGUCCUUGCACUCGACCACAUGCUUAUUGCCAACUCCACUUCCCCUUAGCCCCGCCCGCGCUUUUCGCAUUCACCAGAAGUGGUUUCCGUGAGGUCCCACUGUCGUAAAAGAGCAUUAACUAUUUGGCGUAAUUGUUCCGUCGCGGAUUAGUCGUCCCAUUGACGUGUUAUGUAAAGUGCUGUGCUUGCGAGGGAACGUUUGGGCUUAUCCAGUCGGAUAUUUUAGCGAUUGGGUAUGAAAACGCUAAUCCCUCGGGGCAGAGGACGAAUCAUCAUUUAAUAAAAGCCCUCCUGUAAGCUGUUUACAUUCACAAAAAAAUAAAUAAAAACUUGAAAAAUGGGAAAAUGCAAUACUGACAACCCCCAGCAGAGCGUAUUUUACACAGGGAAUUAUCUAAUUGCUUUCUCUUUCGCCCCGUGCGCUGUUUCUCUUCUGGUCCAUGUUGGCGCCGAGUGCGGGGGAAUGUGUGAAACGGAAAGAAAGGAAGAAAGAUUUAAAAAGGUUUAAAAACACAGCACUUCUGCCGUCUGUUAUGGCGAACAUUUCCUGAGAUGGGGUCACGUGGUCGGCCUCAGCCAAUGCCUGCCCGCGUCAGAACCGGGAAACUUGAUCGUGCGCCUCCCAGGAGUGGAGAGGGGCAGGUUGCCGCAAGUGUACACGUGACUUUUCUUCCAAUAACGAGGCUUUGACGUUGCUGUCGUCCCUCGGGAACCAGAGACCUUGGCUGCUGCUUGGACUCCCCCCCCACCUCCAUCACACACACACACACACACAUAUAUAUACACCCACCUUUCCUCUGCUCAUUGCUUUAUACAGCAACUCGGACAAACUAAAGCAACAAAUACUCUCCCGUCUGGUUUGAACUGGUCAGGUCCCGUCCGGUGCCGUCCAGUCGUCCCAUAUUUAGAGACUCUGUUCCCGGCUCACGUAUUCACCGAGCCGUUCGACAUGCAUGUGUGAUUCUAUAGGUUUCCUAGCAUGCUGCUUUGCGUUGGGCGCGCCCAGGGACUGAGCGGCCGCCGUGCUGAACUGAACUGAACUGAAAGCUAGGCUGAGUGAUGUGACAUCCAGGUGACUCUCCGACUGGAGGGGAGGGGAGUCGAGGGAAAUAUGUGAAAAGUUUGGCCUUUGGCUGCGGGCCACACGAGUCGAGUGCAAUCCACAAUUCUUGGUAACAUGGUGCUUAGCAGGCUAAAAUAAAAAAUAAAAAAAAGCCAAGGAAUAUUAAAUAGUUGCAAUUUUGGGAUUUUGGUCCAUAAAAAGCCCCGGAUUCAUUCAGAAGUUUGGGUCAAUUUGACUGCAUAUUGAAGGGGUACUCCAUUAACUUCCUUCCCAUUAAGCUUUAAAAUGGCAGGAUCCUACACUUCCCAACUAAUUUGGAUCUCAAAUUCGACUCCUGGAGGCUCUCUUCUUUUAAUCCCGACCACUACUACAACAGAUGACGCAAUCCGUGUUCACUUUCAAACCUUUUAAAGCACCUCUGCAGCCGUUUUGUGCCCUUUGUCACAUGUAAACUCACUCACGCGUGGAUUGUUUUUGUGGGAUUCCCCUUCAGCGUAAAGGAAUUAUGUGCAAUUGUUACAAUGUUAUCGUUGGUAACACAAAAAAAGAAAGAAAGAAAGAAAGAAAAAAAAGGAGGCGUCUCGCACGUUCCCUCCGGAGAGACUCUUCUAACCUGAGGAUGUCGUAUCACAAAGUCUAACCGUAGCCAACUUGAACUUUUUUGAAAAACACCUCUGCCUUUUCAGGCGGGGCAGAGAUCUUGUGCCAUAUCAUUAUAAAGACUUCAUUAUUCAUACAGAAAAAAAACAAAAAAACAAAAAAAAGAAAA